AUAGUUAAAGUUUUUCCGUAAGAGGGAGUAUACGAAGAGUUGUUCGAUUAAAAUUAAAUAACUUUAUUACAAAUAAGAACGAAGAAGAUAGAAAUUAAUAUAUAGUGAUAAAUAAUAUAAUUAAUAUAAAAUAUCAAAAAUGGAAAAUACUAAAUGUACAAGAAUUAUGAAAUUUGAUGAAUCGAAAACAAAAAAACGAAAACGAGGAAUUGUAUAUUUAUCUAGCAUACCUAAAUAUAUGAAUAUUGCAAAAAUUCGUGAAUUAUUUACAAUAUAUGGAGAAGUUGGAAGAAUCUAUUUUCAAUUAGCAGAAAAUGGAUUGGAACAAGAUGGUAAAACAAAAAAACGAAAAAAAAUUCAUACAAAAUUUUUUACUGAAGGAUGGGUUGAAUUUGAAAGUAAAAAAGUAGCAAAAUAUAUUGCAUCUACAUUGAAUAAUACACAAAUCUCGACUAGAAAAAGAAGCAAAUUUUAUGAUGUUAUUUGGAAUAUAAAAUAUCUUCCAAGAUUUAAGUGGAUUCAUUUGAGUGAACGUUUAGCAUAUGAACAAGCAGUACGUAAACAAAGGUUACAAACUGAAAUUGCACAGGCAAAGCGAGAAGUAAACUUUUUCGCACACAAUGUUGAUAAAAGUAGAAAAUUACAUCAAGUGCAGCAAAAUGGAAAUAGUUCUUUUAUACCACCUGUAAUAAAACAGAGAGAUACAGAUGCUGAAAUUAAAAGCAGAAAGGAAAUUGAAUUAAUAACAGAUAGAACAGGUUUCUUAAAAUCUUUAUUUGGAUAAGAUGUUUAAUACUAUAAUAUGUAUUGAAAGAUAUUUUUAAGAAAACAUUCAAAGAAAUUAUAUUAAUAAAAAUUAUGUAUUUAUUGUUUUAUAUAUUUUAUGUAUUCUCAUAUUUAAAUAAUUAUCAUUUGAUUAAUGGAAUAAUCUAAUUGAUUUGUAAUGAAUUUUUUUAUCUUUUAUAUCUUCUGAUAUAAAAUAAAUCAUAUUAUAUUUUACAUAUUUUUUUCUUUUUUUUUAAAUUUCUAUUAAUAAAUAUUAAUUGUUUAUUUUUUUUAUAUUCUAAUAUUUAGUCUUUAGAAUAUAAAAUAUAUCAUUAAAAUAUAAAAAUCAUGUAUUAAAUUUAUUUUCACAUAAAAAUAGUUAAAAUAGUUAAAGAAAAUGAAUAAGUAUAAUAAUAUGCUUGUUAUAUCAAACAAUUUAAAUUAAAUAAUAAUUUUAAAAAACUGUUAUAAAAUAUAUUAAAUUAUUAUUAUUUUAUCAAAUAAAUAAAAAAUUUGUUUUAAUAUA
Messenger RNA from Apis cerana (Asiatic honeybee), 1291 nucleotides. Its product is annotated as activator of basal transcription 1. Gene Ontology annotation, molecular function: RNA binding. Gene Ontology annotation, biological process: small-subunit processome assembly; endonucleolytic cleavage to generate mature 5'-end of SSU-rRNA from (SSU-rRNA, 5.8S rRNA, LSU-rRNA); endonucleolytic cleavage in 5'-ETS of tricistronic rRNA transcript (SSU-rRNA, 5.8S rRNA, LSU-rRNA). The record is from RefSeq and is a predicted model, not a curated record. Gene Ontology annotation, cellular component: nucleolus. Lineage: Eukaryota; Metazoa; Arthropoda; Insecta; Hymenoptera; Apidae.